CUAAAGAAUUUUACAUAAAAAAGACGUUAAUUAAAGUACACGUUUCAUCAAAAGCUUCAAGAAAUUAGCAUAAUGUAUGACGUAAAAAAUAAAACCGUAAUGAUCACUGGAGCAGCCACAGGAUUAGGCUACAAGUAUGCCGAAAUAUUGCUUCGUAACGGUGUCAAAAGUGUUGCUGUGGUUGACUUGCCAACGUCAAAUGGUCAAAAUGCGGUAGCUACUUUGGAGAACGAAUUUGGGAAAGGAUGUGCCAUCUUUGUUGCCUGCGACGUGACGAAAGCUGAUGAUUUUGAAAAAACAUUCAAGAAAAUCGUCGACACAUUUAAAGGGCUUGAUAUCCUUAUCAACAACGCUGGUAUGCUUAACGAUAAUUAUUGGGAGAAAAUGAUCGAUCUCAAUGUCAAGGGAGUAAUUCGCGGCUCUAUGUUAGCGUUCGACUACAUGGGAAAGCAUAAAGGCGGCAAAGGUGGUUUAAUCGUGAAUAUUGCAUCCGUGGCUGCAUUGGACCCAGUUCCCGUUAUGGCAAUGUAUUGUGCUUCGAAAUACGCUGUUCUGGGAUUUAGCCAGUCUCUGGCAAAUAUGUAUAAUAAGACCGGAGUGCGAGUUGUAAUUAUAUGCCCGGGCGUUACAACAACAGCGUUGAUAGAAAACUUCCGAGAUAAAAUCUAUGAUUCCAUUCGUGUUGCGCUAGAUGGUGAUAUUCCUGAUUGGGACAAAAUUCCGAAACAAACAACUGAUCAUGUAGCACUUGCGAUGUUAGAUCUUAUUCAGAAGGGUAAAAACGGAACGACUUGGGUCAUCAAGCGUGGGCAACCACCAAACGUCGUGGACUUUCCCCCAUCAUCCGAGCGACUUCUACCGGUCUAAGUUGAUAUUUGAAAACUUUUCUUACUUUGUUUUGGUCAUUUACAUGACUACCAAAUGAAUUAUGU
This is a messenger RNA of Cyphomyrmex costatus, 932 nucleotides long. RefSeq names its product 15-hydroxyprostaglandin dehydrogenase [NAD(+)]. Gene Ontology annotation, molecular function: oxidoreductase activity, acting on the CH-OH group of donors, NAD or NADP as acceptor. NCBI's taxonomy places the organism in Eukaryota, Metazoa, Arthropoda, Insecta, Hymenoptera, Formicidae. The record is from RefSeq and is a predicted model, not a curated record. Gene Ontology annotation, cellular component: cytoplasm. The transcript has a single exon. The coding region runs from base 73 to 867 and encodes 264 amino acids.